AUGUCCUUAACGCUACUAGGGAAAGCGCCGGCAGAGUCAGGUACUGUCCCAAUAGCUGUAAGUACAGAUACUGUGAUUGUCGGCUCUGUGGGUGAGAUCGAUCUAUUUGAGAAGUAUUCGGCUUCUCCGGCAACAGCACAGUCCAUUCGUCCUGAAGUGCAUGAGCUAUCUCUUCUGACAACCAACGACUCUACCCGUAAAAAACCCUUGCUUCUGCACCCGUCGAAACUAGAUCUUAUAGAUCAUACUACGUUGACAUCGCUACCGCUACCUCCACCACCAGCGAGAUCAAAGCUAAAAAGAGGAUUACUUGGUCCUCUGGCGCCCACAACGGCGUCAAAGCAGCAAAAACAAGAAAAUCAAAACCCAUCUUGUCUUGACACUUGCAUCACGAGCAGAAACGACAAUGCUCAGGAAAACGAAAAUGACUACACUUACGACAUAACAGACAUGACAAUUACAUCCGAAUACAUUGAUGAGACGUUUGAGGAAUCUGGAGAUCUUAUCGUCUUGGUCGAAGACUACUUGGCAUCCUACAGCUCAAAAGAUCAGAUCGAGAGAAAGAAAUCAUUGCACACGUUCAAAAAACGUCUUCACAGCGAUUUGGGAUCCGAAAAUUCCGUUGAAACAUCUACGAGAAAUGUUUCUGGAGAUCUGAUAGAUACGAUGCCUGUUCAAGAAGACUUGGAAGCCAUCUUUGGUAAAAUUCCAGGUACAGACCGACUCAAACAUUGCAGUCUAUGUGAUCGCCCUCUUUACGAAAUAAGCUCAAUCAUUGGUAGCUGUGAAGCAGCUCCAAGGGGACGUCUACCAGGGUCACAAAUGUGCAAUGAAUUCGUCUGUUGGGAUUGUGUCGACAUCUACGAGCAGUUCCUAGCAGAAUUUUGCGAGGAUCAGCCUCUUGCCUGUAGUGAAAAAGAGAGAUCAGAGACUUCAAGAAGACUUCACAAUAUAUUCUCCAGCAUUAGAGAAACGUAUGAUUCUACGUCAAGCCCUUCUGCGAAAGAAUUUUCCUUAGACUUGAAGCAGAGGCUUCAUCAUUUGAAUGAGAUUGCUCAUGAAGGGGAAUACGAACCUGAAUGGCUCAAGGUUCUCAAACAAAAGCUCAGGUGGAGAUGGAGAAUCAAUGGUCUCUUACCUAACCUUCUAUGUUCGGACCGUCUGGUCAAGGAGGCCUAG
Messenger RNA from Candidozyma auris, 1179 nucleotides. RefSeq lists its product as uncharacterized. Bases 1 to 1179 code for a protein of 392 amino acids. The transcript has a single exon. The record is from RefSeq and is a predicted model, not a curated record. NCBI's taxonomy places the organism in Eukaryota, Fungi, Ascomycota, Pichiomycetes, Serinales, Metschnikowiaceae.